Molecule: messenger RNA, 783 nt
Organism: Malaya genurostris
Lineage: Eukaryota; Metazoa; Arthropoda; Insecta; Diptera; Culicidae
Exons: 2
Coding region: 126-659 (177 amino acids)
Source: RefSeq, a predicted model, not a curated record
AAUAAUAUUCGUUGGUCAACAGCUGUGAACAGUAAAAGUAAUUUUGCUUCAAUUUAAGUUCACAGUUAAACAAUAUUUUUUGUAAAUUUAAUUCAUGAUUUAUCAACAACAUAAAAAACAAUUCAAUGACCUCCCAAGAUUCAACACAAGCAAUUCUAACGCAAACACGUUCUUUAUCAGAACGAAUGCGAUCUGCCUAUGAUGUGUCUCGUUCUACUUGUACCAUCGGUGUUGUGUCCGUUUCGCUGGAAACGUUGCGAUCCAACCUAUUUUCACUAAUCGAACACGCCAAGAUUAGGAUCCACAAAGCAAGUGUGAAUCAGACAACACCACUAACGGAAAAACAGGCCAAACUGCUGAACGAUGCCAUCUACUCGAUGAGUGGGAUUCUGCGUAAACUGGAACAAUUGGCCACCAUGCAUAACCGCACGAACGACCGUGCCACCGUUGUUUGUGGUGAAGACUUUCAGGAACAAAUGAACACGUUGAUGAAAAAACUCAACGCCACUUCCAUCGAGAUGUCUAAGCUGAAACGAGUCAAUGAUAACAUCAUGAACAUCUACUCGAACUAUCAGUUGGAAAAUGAAGAUGGUAGUGAUUCGGAUGUUGAUGAGGACACGGAUAGUAGCGAUGGAAAUAACACUGUAUCUUUAAGAUAGCGAGUCCCUAAUUCGGCAACAAAUAUUGUAAUUAUGCCUAACUAUAAUUAAAUUGAAAUCAAUCCACAAAAUAAAAAUGAAUCUAUAAAGCACGCUUAAAAUACAAAACAUGCAACGAAUUUUA